Hippopotamus amphibius kiboko is the source of this 2085-nucleotide messenger RNA. RefSeq names its product ADP-ribosylarginine hydrolase (gene ADPRH). Bases 725 to 1813 code for a protein of 362 amino acids. Gene Ontology annotation, molecular function: magnesium ion binding; ADP-ribosylarginine-[protein] hydrolase activity. Gene Ontology annotation, biological process: protein de-ADP-ribosylation. The transcript has 7 exons. The record is from RefSeq and is a predicted model, not a curated record. NCBI's taxonomy places the organism in Eukaryota, Metazoa, Chordata, Mammalia, Artiodactyla, Hippopotamidae.
GCUCCCCGGCGCCCCUCCCACCGCCGCGAUCCCGCCGCCCCGCCCUCCCCGCCGCGACGCGCCCCCCCCUCGGAGCCUGCGCAGCUGCGGGCGCCGACACGCGUCCGGAUCCGCUGAACUUGGCCCUGAACUUGGGCGCGGCCCGCGGGCGCGGCGGCGGGACCCGCCCUGCGCCUCCUCGCUGCCGGGCUGCCCCGCGGCCCCGUGCGCGGCGGUCCUCGCGGCCACCAGGUGCUUGCCAGCCUGCAUUCCCUGGCCCACAGCAGUGCAGCUGGAGAAGGACUCCUGGAAACCCAAGGACUUGAACUUAACUCUGAGUAAAUAGGUUUUAGACCCACGAGGUUGUUACUGUUUUUGCCAUCACUUCACAGAUGUGGAGACUGAGGCACAAAGGUUGCUCAAGUUUUCUUAUCUGUGAAGUGCGUCCUGUAAUCCGGGCCUACUGAUGAGACAGAAUGUGCAGGUGCUUUGCAAACAGUUCAUUGUGAUACCAAUGGGAAGUGUUCAUAUUCAGGUAAAGGAGGGAGGCAUUCCAAGGCCAAAUUCAAACCAAAAAGAGAAAAUGACAAGCUUGGUUUGACUUGCAGAAUUUAAUGGGCUUGCCAUUCAAGGAGAGGCAAAGAUGGAGUCGUAGUUCAGUUGUGGACUUUGGAGUCAGAUGGACCUAAGUUGGAAUCCCAGCCCUGCCAUUUAUUAGCUCUGUGACCUAAGACACUGCCUCACCAUGUGCGGGGGACUGAACGAGAAGUAUGUGGCAGCCAUGGUCCUGAGUGCAGCUGGAGAUGCCUUGGGGUACUUCAACGGGAAGUGGGAGUUCCUCCAGAAUGGGGAAGAGAUUCACAGGCAACUGGUCCAGCUUGGCGGCUUGGAUGCCAUAGAUGUGGAGAGGUGGAGAGUCAGUGAUGACACGGUGAUGCACCUGGCCACAGCAGAAGCGCUCCUGGAAGGUGGCAAAGUCUCGGACUUGACUCACCUGUAUUCCCUCCUUGCUAAGCAUUACCAAGACUGCAUGGGAGACAUGAACGGCCGGGCACCAGGGCACGCCUCCGUGCGCAACGCCAUGCUGCUGCAGCCUCACAAAGCCGGUGGCUGGAGGAUUCCCUUCAACACCCGUGAGGGUGGCUGCGGGGCUGCCAUGCGCGCCAUGUGCAUCGGUCUGCGGUUCCCUCACCACAGCCAGCUGGACACGCUGAUCCAAGUGAGCAUCGAGAGUGGCCGGAUGACCCACCACCAUCCCACAGGCUACCUGGGAGCCCUUGUGUCUGCUCUUUUUACAGCCUAUGCUGUGAACGGCAAGCCUCCCCGGCAGUGGGGGAAAGGACUGAUGGAGGUGCUCCCUGAAGCUAAAAAGUACAUUGUCCGGUCAGGCUCCUUUGUGGAGGAGAACCUUCAGCACUGGUCUUACUUCCAAGACCAAUGGGAAAAAUACCUAAAACUCAGAGGGAUUUGGGAUGGCAGAUCAGCCCCUACCUUCCCCAAGCCCUUUGAUGUGAAGGAGAGGGAUCAGUUCUACGCCUCUGUGAGCUACGCUGGCUGGGGUGGCAGCAGUGGACACGAUGCCCCCAUGAUCGCCUACGAUGCCGUCCUGGCUGCAGGAGACUCCUGGAAGGAGCUUGCCCACCGAGCCUUUUUCCAUGGUGGAGACAGUGAUUCUACGGCUGCCAUUGCUGGCUGUUGGUGGGGAGUGAUGUAUGGUUUUCAAGGAGUGAGUCCCUCCAAUUAUAAGAAGCUAGAAUACAGAAACCGGCUGAAAAAGAUAGCUAGGGCCUUGUAUUCUCUUAGUUCAAAGGAAGAGAUUGUAAUUACCCUUUAGGGAGAAGUGACAUUCACUUCUGGUGGUUUCUCCUCUUGUGUAGUCCCUUUUCUGCUCAGUUUCACUUUUUUCAAAGUCAAGAGUCUUAACCUUGUACUCAGGGAGUUUUGAGGUAACAGUCCCUUGGGCACCUGAAGCUCAGUUCUUUGCAAACUUAUCCCAUCCUCGGCGCCCCCCCCACUCCCCGUCGCAAAUCUGUCCCUCUUCCUAUCCUGCAGAGUCCUUAUCUCAGUGGAUGGCAUCAGCAGCUCCCAAAGUGGAAAUCUCAUAGC